Messenger RNA from Megalops cyprinoides (Indo-Pacific tarpon), 2853 nucleotides. RefSeq names its product forkhead box K2 (gene foxk2). Gene Ontology annotation, molecular function: RNA polymerase II cis-regulatory region sequence-specific DNA binding; protein binding; DNA-binding transcription factor activity, RNA polymerase II-specific. Gene Ontology annotation, biological process: regulation of transcription by RNA polymerase II. The coding region runs from base 194 to 2098 and encodes 634 amino acids. The record is from RefSeq and is a predicted model, not a curated record. The transcript is spliced from 9 exons. NCBI's taxonomy places the organism in Eukaryota, Metazoa, Chordata, Actinopteri, Elopiformes, Megalopidae.
CCUUCUCUUUCUCUCUGUGUCGCGGCGGUGGGUUGGAGCCGCUGUCCAAGAUCAGGCACGUUCCCUUUUAAAUUUUUCAGUUUAGAAAAUUUUGCUCCCCAAAUCUGCAGCCCUGUUCACAACCCCUAAUUAAGUGUUUCCAUCUUGGUUCAUCAUUACGCCCGAUUUAUUUAUUAACUAGACCCCCUGUAAGAUGGCGGUGGUGAGUGGGGUGUCGGGGCCGGCGGUUGCCCGGCUUGAGGGCCGAGAAUUCGAAUACCUCAUGAAGAAGCGCUCGGUGACCAUCGGGCGGAACUCAUCACAGGGCUCAGUGGAUGUGAGCAUGGGCCAUUCGAGCUUUAUUUCCCGCCGUCAUUUGGAAAUUUUCACAGCCGGUGAAGAUGGCAGUGGCGGCGGAGAAUUCUACCUGCGGUGCCUGGGCAAAAACGGGGUAUUUGUGGACGGGGUGUUCCAGAGACGGGGGGCUCCUCCCCUGCAGCUCCCACGAGUAUGCACUUUCAGGUUUCCUAGCACAAACAUCAAGAUCACAUUCACAGCACUAUCCAGCGACAAGAAGGAGAGGAGAGAAGCACCAGAGUCCCCUGUGAAGCCGGUGCAGCCCCAGAUCUCGCCUCUGACCAUAAACAUUCCCGAUAACAUUGCUCACCUGAUGAGCCCUCUUCCAUCGCCCACUGGCACCAUAAGCGCUGCCAAUUCCUGCCCCUCAAGUCCGCGGGGCGCGGGAACGUCCGGCUACAGAAUGGGGCGCGUCCUCACGUCCGACCUGCAGCUCAUUGGGGACAACUCCCAAUCUGAGAACGACAAGGAAGCAUCCGGCGGAGACAGCCCUAAGGAUGACUCCAAGCCCCCAUACUCAUAUGCACAGUUAAUAGUACAAGCCAUCACCAUGGCACAGGACAAACAGCUUACCCUAAAUGGAAUAUAUACCCAUAUCACCAAAAACUACCCCUACUAUAGGACAGCGGACAAGGGCUGGCAGAACUCAAUUCGUCACAAUCUUUCUCUGAACCGCUACUUUAUUAAAGUGCCCAGAUCCCAGGAAGAACCGGGCAAGGGCUCUUUCUGGAGGAUAGACCCCGCCUCAGAGAGCAAGCUCAUAGAGCAGGCCUUCAGGAAACGAAGGCCAAGGGGUGUACCCUGCUUUCGAACACCCCUUGGGCCUCUUUCAUCCAGGAGUGCCCCAGCUUCCCCAAAUCACUCCGGGGUGUUGUCUGCUCACUCAAGCGGGGUGCAGACCCCUGACAGCCUGUCUCGAGAGGGCUCCCCUGUGCCCAUGGAACCAGAGGCAGCCUCUGCCCCUGCCUCAGCUCCUGCCCCUGCCCCUGCCCCCGCCCCUGCCACAGCUGUGCAGCCCAAGCUAGCUGUGAUUCAGGAGGCCCGCUUCGCUCAGAGUGCACCCGGUUCCCCUCUGAAUAGCCAGCCAGUUUUAAUUACGGUUCAGCGUCAGCUGCCCCAGACCAUCAAGCCGGUGACGUAUGCAGUGGCCACGCCCGUCACCACUUCCUCUACUCAGCAGCCUGUCAUGCAGACUGUUCAUGUUGUCCACCAAAUCCCGACGGUUUCGGUCACCACUGUGGCUGGGCUGACUGCCGCGAACACCUACACUGUAGCUGGGCAGGCUGUAGUGGCCCAGGCUGCCCUGGUCAACCACCCCAAGGCAGAGCCGCAGGAGAACGGAGAGCACAAGGAAGUCAAAGUGAAAGUGGAACCUGUUCCUGCCAUCACCCAUGCCUCUAUAGGAGCUGCUAGUCGCAUCAUCCAGACCUCUCAAGCGACACCCUUACAGACAGUUACCAUAGUGCAGCAGGCACCCCUGGGUCAGCACCAGCUUCCUAUAAAGGCCAUAACACAAAAUGGCACCCACGUAGUGCCCAUCACCACUGCCAUACAAGGACAGGUUAACACAGCAGUUGCAAGCCCACUACACAUGCUGGCCACCCAUGCCUCUGCCUCUGCCUCUCUCCCUACCAAGAGGCAGAAUGGAGACCAGGCGGAGCAGCCGGAGCUAAAGAGGAUCAAAACGGAGGAAGGGGAGGGCAUAGUGAUGGCGGUGAACAUGGACAGGCCAGCAGUCAGCGAACAAGGCAGCCAGAACUAGAGCCUUGACCUCAUCAUCCUGUUUUAUUUCCCUUUUUUUCCUUUCAUCUACUCCAAGGUGCCAAAAGGAGAAGAUUAUAAGUCAAACCAUCUUUGAACUUUGGAAUGUGUUACCUACCACCCAACGGGUUUAAAAAAAAAAAUAGAUGCAAAAAGUCAAGAAAAAAAAGGCAAAAUGAAAGUAAAGGUGCCCCUGUGAGGACAUUGAAGCAAAAAUUAAAUAAAAAAAAAAAAAAAACAAAAAAACACAGGAAGCCUUGAGAAAAAAAAAACUAACUUAGGAGUCAAGAUCAAAGUGAACAUCCAGACUGAGGCCCACGUCGCCAGGCUGUGCUGCACCUCCGUCUCGACUACCUCAGCGCAGACUGGGGCCGGGGAGUGCUGCAGGACGGCAGCCGGGCAGGCCGCUAAGCUGACCUCUCAGACUCUGGACAAAUGAAAUGAGCCCACAGCAGUGUAACAGCAGCAUGACUAGCGCUUAGUGUAAAUCAGAUUUUAAAAACAAAUAGUGUGUAUUCCAUAAAGGGAACAAAACGUGUGGAGCCAUUUCCUGUACCUUGGCAGCUAGCCUUCAUGUGACCUACCUAAUGCAGUUGUUAGUAGAUAUGCAGUAUUUUGUUGUUCAUGUGGAACUUAGAAUCUUUAUUUGGGUGUAUUUUCAUUUAUGUAUGCGCAAAAAUCCGACAAAAAAGAAAAAACGAGCAAAUACAAAUUGUGGGGUCAUCAACAUUUCCAAUCACUCCACCUGUACUUUGG